Thamnophis sirtalis is the source of this 3140-nucleotide messenger RNA. The record is from RefSeq and is a predicted model, not a curated record. Lineage: Eukaryota; Metazoa; Chordata; Lepidosauria; Squamata; Natricidae.
GCUGGAAUUUUAGAAGAACAAUUACGGAUGCAUCUUCAGUGUUGCUUGACAUUAAGCCACAUCUGGGAUGUAAAUCUCACUAUUGUCACCAUAGUUUGGGAACAUUACAGCAAAAAUCUGAACAACCCCUUUACCAUUCCUUGGUUUGGUCUUAAAGGUCUUGCAAAUAUUAACAAGACACCCUUAUCUAUAUAUGAGUUGAUAAAGAGCUACUGCAGUGACAUACAUACCCCUGACAUGUAUAUAUCCUGCAACAGUUUCCAAUUUUUUCUUCGCAUAUUGGCACAAAUAAUGAAGAAAGCAGGCAAGAUUAAUGGUGUUCAUCCAUGGAAACAGAUCAAAGGAAGAAUUUAUUCAAAAUUCCACCAGAAAAGAAUGUGUGAACUAACAGAAGUUGGACUUCAAAAUUUCUUCUAUCUUUUCCUGGUGCUGGCGGCCUUAGCAGAGACAGAAGAUGUUGCUAGCCGCAUGAUGGAACUUCUGCGCUUCCUCAGUCCCACUUCUACCAGUGUUACUCAGAAAGCUCUUAUCUGGAAAGGCUACUUUGCCUUCAUCUUAACGUACAUUGAUAAGAGCAUGGACAUCAGAGUGCUUGCUGAGCCACUUUCAGCAGCUUUCUGUGAAAAGGCAAAAGAAUUCUUAGUCACAAGAAACGACCUUGUGCAGAAACAAAACCUUUGGAUGCUACUUUCCACGUAUGUUGAUGGAGUCCAAGAAGUUUUUGAAAGCAGCGUAUACUUGAACCUUUCUGAAGAAAAGCUGAUGAGUGAUGGGUUUAGUAUGUUGUUGCCAGGUUGUCGAGGACCUGAACUCGCCGCAGUGUUAAACUUCCUGCAAGCUGUUUUGUUCAGACUGAGAACAGCACAUGAGCAGUUAAACCAGGGACUUCGGUUAGGGAAUCCAGGCCCCAAUGCACAGCCUUCAUCAGUGGCGAAAGAGCACCACCUUGCUGUUGCCAAAGCUCUCUGGAGAAAUUUCUUUCCCUACUUGAAGGGCCAGAGGAUGGUGAAGACUCCCCCUCCUCAGAUUGCAGAUACAGCUGCAGGUUUGACUUUGUUAGCUUUGGAUUUACCCAGCACAUGUACCUCAGAUCUCCAGCCUCAGCCAAUUAUAUCUAUGAUGCAGUUGUUUGGAUGGGAUGAUAUGGUUUGUCCUCGGCUGGUAUCAAGGUAUCUAACUCAUCUGAUACAAAACAGUGCACUGGCUGAAGCUCUUACUGGCAUGGGUCAUUCAUCUUACCAAUCCUUGUUUGUUCAGUCAUGGUUUCGGUGCAUUUUACAGACGUUUAUCAAUCAGCCUCCCGAGACUUUGAUCAGAACAGAUGCUGAGCAAACUUCCAAUAAGGCUUAUAUGGAACAACUGACUGAACUUACAAGGUUGAUAUUCAAACUGCCAGAAGUAAUAACUAUCUUCUCAAAGGCUCACUUUGAGGAGUCUGUCUACAAACAAGAUCCUAAGGAGGCUGUUUUCCGGUUCAUUGAGGCUGUUGGAAAAAACUACAGUGAGCUUCAGCAUCUGCCUGAAAAAUCAGUCAUGGUGACAAAGGCAUUGGUAUAUCUUGGUGACAUAUUAAAAUAUGUAAAACCCUAUUUAAUAAAGAAAGGGCCUGCAGAAGGACUCCAUCUCACCUACAAGAUAAUAGGAUGCCUUAUGAAGUCCUGGGCAGCCAUAUUGGCUACUUCCAAAGCACAGCCCCUCUUGUUCCGCAUUAUAGAUUGCUUGCUUUUGCCCCAUGCUGUGCUUCAGCAGGAUAAAGAACUUCCUGCAGUGAUGUUGGCUGCCAUUCGUGAGAAUCUCCCAUUUUUCCUUCAGGGCUUGUCCUUUAUAUGUUGCCAUUGCCAGUCACAAAGUCAGAGUGCCUAUUUGAACCAAUUGUUACGGGAUGUGAUUCGCCAGUAUUUGGGGCGCUUUCUUCUUCUGUCAUCUCGAGCCGGGCAUCAUCCCAUCUUGCUGGCCUUGUGCGGGUCUACUGCCACUCCAGAAGCCAUUCAACUACACAAGACCACUGUCCAAGUCAUCAGUGAAAAUUAUCUACAGUUCAAAGGUAAUGCCCCUCCUCGCCUAGGAUUGGUGUUAGCUUUCACUCUUGAAGCACUGCAAAGGACCAAAAGCAUUGAAAUAUGUGAUGUUGAGACGUUGCUGCCUUCUGUCUUAAAGUGCCUCACAUUGGUUAAUGAACCACAAGUUAAAAAACUCUCUACGGAGAUACUGCAGUACUUGGUAGAAGGCUGCCAAACAAGGCCAGGAGGCGAGCUUGCCACCCAGCUGAUUUCUGUGUUGAGGCAGUUUAUUCAAGAUUACACUACUGUGUAUGAUAAUCAGGUUUAUAGCAUCUUGGAGACAGUGGCGAUUCUGGACCAGUCUCUGGUUAUCUGUCUGAUUCCGGCUAUGACAGAAGCUCUGAGGAAUUCAGAGUACAAACAAGGCCUUGGCAGAAACACCUUGCAAAGAGAAGCCUACAAAAGACUUUUAUCUCACCUCACAGAGGCUGGACAAAUGGAGAUACUGAAACUGGAAAAUGAGUCCUAUUAGCAACAUGUUGACUCUGUGUGUGUGUGUGUGUCUGUGUGUGUCUGUGUGUGUAGAGAGAGAAGUGUUCCAUAGAAUGCUGCUUCUUUAUGCAGACAACACAUUUCCUGUGUAUUGAUACUGUACAUAAUGUUUCUGCAUAUCUUUAUAUAAGCAGAUGUGAUUUAAUAUUUUAAAACUUCAAACAACAUAUGCGACGCAUCCUGUAUGUUUUGUUGUUUCACAUGAACGUUGUGCACCAUUGCGAUCUAUCAGAACUAUUAGAAAGCUAUGCCAAGAAUAAAAAUGUGUUAUAUUCUAAAUACUAAAUAGAAAUGGGAAACACAAUCUCCAACAGUAUCUUUUCCCUGGUCCAGUAAAUCAGCACUCUUUUGCUGUCACGUCUUUCAGUUUGACAUCUUGAAUGUUUUGCACGCCAACACUUCACAUGAGCAAGGACAGGAUGAGGUGAAGAAACUUGAGUACCUUAUGUUAACAGAAGAUCUUAUGUAUGCAUUGCAUGGAAUGGUAAGAGCUGUCCUAGUAUUGCCCCCGUUUUAAAAUCUGUAAAUGUGUAUUGCAGAAUUCGACCUCUGACCCUUUCUGUGUUAUCCUUAUACUUGUUUGAAUAC